Molecule: messenger RNA, 750 nt
Organism: Suillus clintonianus
Lineage: Eukaryota; Fungi; Basidiomycota; Agaricomycetes; Boletales; Suillaceae
Exons: 3
Coding region: 8-601 (197 amino acids)
Source: RefSeq, a predicted model, not a curated record
GAGCCUCAUGCCUAUUUACAACAACACGAGAAAAAACCAACCAACUGUUCACCAAUUCCCUUAUUUGUUACUACUUCCGAACAUGCCCACACCACUCACAGACACACGCACCGAUGUUUUGGAUUUUUUCUCACACUCCGGAAAUUUCCGAUUCUCAACUUCUAUCGAGAACGACACAUUAACAUUUUCAUUUGUGCCAAUGUUCACCUUAUCCAACACUUCGUCACCAAGCUACUCUGCCUAUUCCCCUCAUUCUUCAUAUUCUCCUCUCCAGCAGGAAAGUCUUGCUGGACAGGACACCAUCACUGUGCCAGGACCAUCUCUUGUUUCUGUUGCCAACUCUGGCGCUGUUUUUGAGCGUGGGAACGAAACGCGUCCUGACGACAACGCCGACAACGACAACGACGAGCGCGGGAAUUUUAGCGCAGGUACCUUGGAUGGACACAUUGGUCCCUCAGCACUCUUUGACAGUCCACACUCCACUGUUUUCGAGUCCCAGGAAGAGAUCACUCAAACUCCACGCCGGCACACGUUUUACUCACUCGUCCUAUACUCGACGACGUCACUCCACCUCCAUAUACUACUCCCAUUACCCCUGUAAAUACUAUUUCUAGUGACGACGACGUACCUGCACUUAUCGAUUCGAAACCCACAUUUUCCAAUACACCUUUGUUUUCUCCUUCCCUUGCAGCACCUGCUGCUUUGCUCGAAGGAAUUUCACCACUCCAUGCACAUCAAUAUCUCGAAACC